AAAAUUCAACUUAGUUUAAUUAUUCCUUAUUACUCCGUAAUAUAUAUAUGUGACGGGCAUCCAUGCAUGCAUGCAGUUGAUUCUUUGAAAGCACUGAGUGACAACUUGGUCGAUCCAAACAAUGUUUUAGAGAGCUGGGAUUCAUCCCUGGUCAAUCCCUGUACCUGGUUUCAUGUCACCUGCAACACCAACAAUAACGUUAUACGAAUUGAUCUCGGAAAUUCAGGUUUAUCUGGUCAACUCGUCUCCGACCUUGGCAACCUUAAGCAUUUACAGUACUUGAUUCUUAGCAAUAACAAACUCACUGGUCCCAUUCCUACCAAAUUGGGUGGAAUUCCUACUUUGAACCAAGCGUUUCUCUUGGAUAACAAUCCCGACCCAACACGUUGUGCUUGAACAACUUAACUAUCAUUUGUACGUGGAAUCAUUUUGUUCAUUAUUACUAAUUUUAUUCACAAAAAUGAAAAUAAAAAAAUCAAAAAUAUUAUAACUAACGGUUUGCUCCGGUUUUUUUUUAAAUUCUUACCAUUUUUUGUUAUUUCCUACUUUCAUUACUUAAUUCGGAUGGAAACAAAAAUUGUUACCAUUUUUGUUAUUUUUUAUUCACAAAUAUGGUAAGAAAUCAAUCCGCCCCUUCCUUUUUGGCCAUAUUUCACCAUUUUUGGCUUUGGGGUGUGAUGGAAUAAAUCAAAAUGGAUCUCUAAACUAUCUGCGCUUCUUUAAUUAAUGAAGUAGCAGUUAGUCAAACACUGCAACUUUCGAUGUUGAGCCGGGGGUCUCUUUGGAAACAGCCUCUCUACUUUCGAGUAGGGGCAAGGUCUGCGUACACACACCCUCCCCAGACCCUACUCUUGUGGGAUUUAACUGGGUUGUUGUUNAUUUUUGGCUUUGGGGUGUGAUGGAAUAAAUCAAAAUGGAUCUCUAAACUAUCUGCGCUUCUUUAAUUAAUGAAGUAGCAGUUAGUCAAACACUGCAACUUUCGAUGUUGAGCCGGGGGUCUCUUUGGAAACAGCCUCUCUACUUUCGAGUAGGGGCAAGGUCUGCGUACACACACCCUCCCCAGACCCUACUCUUGUGGGAUU
Molecule: messenger RNA, 1082 nt
Organism: Cuscuta campestris
Lineage: Eukaryota; Viridiplantae; Streptophyta; Magnoliopsida; Solanales; Convolvulaceae
Source: the annotation of a GenBank genome assembly